AUGCAUUCUACACUAGCAUCUCUCCUCACUUUCAAGCUAUCCAUAUUCAUAAUCCUAACACUUCAACCACUACCAGUCCUUUCCCUCACUCCCUGCAGAACCUCCUGUGGCAGCAUUGCCAUAAACUACCCAUUUGGCAUCGACGAUGGGUGCGGAGCUCCGCAGUUUCGGCACAUGCUGAACUGCAGCACUGACUUGUUCUUUUUAACCCCUUCAGGUGGCUACAAGGUCCAGCACAUAGAUUAUGAAAAGAAAACAAUGACAAUAUACGAUCCUGCUAUGUCAACAUGCUCCAUUCUACAACCCCACCAUGAUUUUAUCAUGUCAGAAAUUCAAUCUGUCACUAUCCCUCCAACGCCAGACACUGUUUUUGCUCUUCUUAAUUGCUCUAUUGACUCUCCAGUACUUAACCAUUACAAAAAUCUUUGUUUCAACUUCUCUGGCCACUCUUGUGAUGAGUUCUAUAGCGCGUGCAAUGCUUUUAGAGUUUUCCAUUUGUUAACUAACAGUUCUCCACCUUGUUGUUUUACUGGGUAUGAUACAGUGAAGUUUAUGAGCAUGAAUAUUUUGGACUGCACGCAUUAUACUACUGUGAUUAAUACUGAUAAUUUGAGGGGAAUUGGACCUUUGGAUUGGGUUUAUGGGAUCAAACUUUCUUUCAGUGUGCCUGAAACUGGUUGUGAAAGGUGCUCACAGUCUGGUGGGACUUGCGGGUACGAUACUGAGACUGAAGGGAUGUUGUGUCUGUGCUCGAGCUCCACUAAUUAUACCAGAGAAUGCGCUGGAGGCAGUCUUAGAGCAGGUGAUCAUAGAAGCAGCCAUUCCCCGUGGACAUUCUUCCAUGUAGCAAUUUUGCUUGUUUUGAGUUCAUUGCUAAUGGUUUAA
This is a messenger RNA of Dovyalis caffra, 885 nucleotides long. Lineage: Eukaryota; Viridiplantae; Streptophyta; Magnoliopsida; Malpighiales; Salicaceae. The record is from the annotation of a GenBank genome assembly.